AUGACUUCACGAACACUCAUUAUCGCGCCGCCCUCAGUUGCGGCGCACCCCGAGAGACUGGACAGCAUAUACGAGAUCUAUGACCGCUCCUCGACCGACUUGCAGAUGCUGGACCGCAUUGCGGCAGGUCUGGUAAACCUCCCGUCCUCCACAUACGAUGUCGUGCUCCUCCUCACCGACGCCGCUGGCACCUCGCGCGAAAGCCAUGCACUCCUCGUACGCGAUGUCAUGCACAAGAUUGUCGGCGCCCUGAAAGUAGCCGGUGUCUUCAAGAGCCAGGACGGCGCACUGCAAGGCUCAGAGAAGACAGAGGCCAUCCUCGCAGGCCUAGUAGAGGGCGCAGAGGGCAUGACAAAGCCCGCACAGGAGGAGCCUGUAUCGAUAGCCUUGAAGUUUGGCAGGAAGAAGGCAGCGAACGGUGUGAAUGGCACAAAUGGCGUCAACGGCACACACAACACCAACGGCGCCGUCCAGGAGGUCAACGCAGACGGAUCCGUCCCGCUGAACCUGAACCGCAUCAACCUGAACGGCAAGCGGCCCUCACCUGAGCCCGUCUCCGCGAAGCCCUCAGGUGUGGGCUUCGUCGACUUCAGCGACGACCUCGACGAUCCUAUAAUCACCGGCAAAGACGACGACCUGAUCGACGAAGACGAUCUCAUCACAGAAGAAGACAUGGCCCGCCCUGUCAUCCAGCCACUCGAAUGCCGCCCCAAGCCCGGCAAGCGCCGCCGCGCCUGCAAAGACUGCACUUGCGGCAUGAAAGAGAAACUCGAAGCCGAAGACGCUGCGAAGCGCGCAGACGCCGACAAAGCACUCAACACGAUGAAGUUCGGCGCCGACGACCUUCUCGACGAGGUGGACUUCACAGUGCAGGGUAAAGUCGGCAGUUGCGGCAACUGCGCGCUGGGGGAUGCAUUUAGGUGUGAUGGGUGUCCGUAUAUUGGACUGCCGGCGUUCAAGCCGGGUGAGGAAGUUAGGCUGCUGAACAACGAUAUUCAGUUGUAG
Macroventuria anomochaeta is the source of this 1005-nucleotide messenger RNA. Its product is annotated as DUF689-domain-containing protein. Gene Ontology annotation, biological process: iron-sulfur cluster assembly. Bases 1 to 1005 code for a protein of 334 amino acids. The transcript has 2 exons. The record is from RefSeq and is a predicted model, not a curated record. Gene Ontology annotation, molecular function: iron-sulfur cluster binding. Gene Ontology annotation, cellular component: cytoplasm. NCBI's taxonomy places the organism in Eukaryota, Fungi, Ascomycota, Dothideomycetes, Pleosporales, Didymellaceae.